AUGCCCUCUCUAUCAGUCAAGGCUUCUUCUAUCAAGUUUUUUUUCAAGGAUUUCGAUCUCGGCGAAGUAUUCGCAGUUCGGUCGAAGUGCAACAGACACACACAGUGCAGCUCGACAACCCACCACGAAGGCCAUGACUCCAUCUCUGCAGAUAUCCCUAUGCACUCUGGAUCCCUGGCGAGGGAUCCAGGUCUCCAAGUCUCGAUCAAUAUUUCCUCCGCCACAACCUCCCAUGGCGAUUCCUUUGCCCGUGCAACUUCUGACGUAGCUCAGACAUUUUUACCUGUCGUUCAGGCCUUUGCAAGUGCAAUUCCAAUCGCCGGUCCUCCUAUGCAAGCUGCCAUUGGUGGAUUGUUGUCGAUCCUUCAAAUUAUAGAUAGACGUAGCUCACAUCUCUGCAAUGCCCCGACCACCCAGAAUACCUCCGAACAAGACCGGAGAAAUUCCAUAAUUAGGAUUCUGCAAGAGACCUCUGCCCAGCUGACGAACCUGCAGAAACGUCGUCCUGAACAUGCAUCCGUCACACAAGCUAUCGCCGGAUGCUCCAUUGAGAUCGACCGUUAUUUGUUGGAGUCUUUGGUUGUUUCCUACUCUUUAUAA
This is a messenger RNA of Suillus fuscotomentosus, 600 nucleotides long. RefSeq lists its product as uncharacterized. Bases 1 to 600 code for a protein of 199 amino acids. NCBI's taxonomy places the organism in Eukaryota, Fungi, Basidiomycota, Agaricomycetes, Boletales, Suillaceae. The transcript is spliced from 5 exons. The record is from RefSeq and is a predicted model, not a curated record.